Saccharomyces cerevisiae S288C is the source of this 1281-nucleotide messenger RNA. RefSeq names its product Sfh1p (gene SFH1). Bases 1 to 1281 code for a protein of 426 amino acids. NCBI's taxonomy places the organism in Eukaryota, Fungi, Ascomycota, Saccharomycetes, Saccharomycetales, Saccharomycetaceae. Gene Ontology annotation, biological process: chromatin remodeling. The transcript has a single exon. The record is from RefSeq and is marked reviewed. Gene Ontology annotation, cellular component: nucleus; nuclear chromosome.
AUGUCGCACCAAAACCAGCUUAUUCCACAAGCUUAUAUUUCUAACUUUCAUAACAGAUUGACAAACGAAGAUGAUGGUAUCCCCAUCUUUACAAUGGCUCAACAAACAAGGCAGCAUAAAAGGGCUAAAGUGGUCAACUAUGCGGAAUAUGACAACGAUCUCUUUGAUGAAUUCAAUAUGAACGGUUCUAAUUUCAACAAUGCUGAUACACACUAUAAAGAUAAUGCAGUGUCUCAUGAAAAUACUCCGGCACUUACAAAUGGUGUUACCAUGGACGGUUCCGAAUACAAUGUCCUAGAGAACAUGAAUGGAGCUGAUAGUAUUAUCUCUAACAACAAAUACGAUGCGGGUUCAAACAUGGUUGUGGAAUCUUUAUCCGGUUUGAAUAGCAAUAACAACGCCAGCAAUGGUCCGAGCAACAAAGCGCAGGCACAGGAUAUUGGAAACGCCGUUCUACCGGAUCUGCAAGACCAACACCACAACCCCUUCAACAUAUUGAGAUACCCUAAAAUAAGAGAUACUUUCAUUAACGGAAAAGUGGUGUCUCCAUAUAGACUCAACACUGAUCAAGAAACGAAGGCAAACGCCAAUUCUGGAGAGGCAAUCAUGAUACCAAUUACUUUGGAUAUAGAACAUAUGGGUCAUACCAUAAAAGACCAGUUUCUCUGGAACUACAAUGACGACUCCAUAUCUCCGGAGGAAUUUGCCUCUAUAUACUGUAAAGAUCUUGAUAUGACUUCCGCUACCUUACAAACUCAAAUUGCGAAUAUAAUAAAAGAGCAGUUGAAAGACCUCGAAAAUAUUGCAGCCACUGAGAUAAUGUCUGACCUCCACGUGAUAAUCAACCUAACCUGCAACUUACAAGACAGAUUUUUUGAAGAUAACUUCCAGUGGAACUUGAACGACAAAUCACUUACUCCAGAAAGAUUUGCUACAUCCAUUGUACAGGACCUUGGCUUAACAAGAGAGUUCAUCCCCUUAAUAUCUCAAUCGCUUCAUGAAACUAUCUUGAAGAUAAAGAAGGACUGGGUAGAUGGCCACUUGAUUCAGGACCAUGUCCCAAACGAUGCCGCAUUUGGGUACUUAUCUGGUAUAAGGCUGGAUAUUGAUGAACUGGGCUCCAAUUGGUGCCCAAGGGUGGAAAUAUUAACAAAAGAAGAAAUACAAAAGAGAGAAAUUGAAAAAGAAAGAAACUUAAGAAGAUUGAAAAGAGAAACUGAUAGAUUAUCUAGAAGGGGCAGGAGAAGAUUAGAUGACUUAGAAACCACAAUGAGAAUGUAG